Messenger RNA from Manis javanica (Malayan pangolin), 812 nucleotides. RefSeq names its product methyltransferase like 26 (gene METTL26). The record is from RefSeq and is a predicted model, not a curated record. NCBI's taxonomy places the organism in Eukaryota, Metazoa, Chordata, Mammalia, Pholidota, Manidae.
UGGCUUCCGGCGGCCCCGGGAGGCGCGAUGCUGGUGGCGGCGGCCGCCGAGCGGAACAAGGAGCCCAUCCUGCGCGUGCUGCGGCAGUUUGUGGACCCGGCGCGGCGCGGCGUGCGCGUGCUCGAGGUGGCGUCGGGCUCCGGACAGCAUACCGUCCACUUCGCGCGGGCCUUCCCCCGCGCCGAGUGGCAGCCGUCCGACGUGGACCAGCGCUGCCUGGACAGCAUCGCGGCCACUACCCAGGCCCAGGGGCUGUCCAACGUAAAGACCCCGCUGUACUUGGAUGUGACCUGGGGCUGGGAGCAAUGGGGCGGUAUCCUGCCGCAGUCGCUGGACCUGCUGCUGUGCAUCAACAUGAUCCACAUCAGCCCCCUGAACUGCACCGAGGGGCUCUUCAGAGCAGCAGGACACCUGCUCAAGCCCAAGGCCGUGCUCAUUACGUAUGGGCCCUAUGCUGUCAACGGGAAGAUCUCUCCCCAGAGUAAUGUGGACUUUGACCUGAGCCUCAGAUGCAGGAACCCAGAAUGGGGGCUGCGGGACACAGCCCUCCUGGAGGAGCUGGGCCAGGCCAAUGGCCUGUUCCUGGAGAGGAUGGUGGACAUGCCCGCCAACAACAAGUGCCUGGUUUUCCGAAAAGAGUAACCGCGCUCCUCCCACACACCUGUGUCCCUCUUUGAGGCCCCUACAAACCUAGACCACCAGACCUCCCUGGGCUGGGCCAUGGGAACUGGCCUGGUCCAGUCUGGGAGCUCGCGGCUGCUGGCCGCAGGGCUGCCGAGAGCCUGGGAAUAAUAAAGGUCCCUGCUGCCCCA